Molecule: messenger RNA, 2970 nt
Organism: Nothobranchius furzeri (turquoise killifish)
Lineage: Eukaryota; Metazoa; Chordata; Actinopteri; Cyprinodontiformes; Nothobranchiidae
Gene: lmbr1l
Product: limb development membrane protein 1-like
Biological process (GO): receptor-mediated endocytosis; signal transduction
Cellular component (GO): plasma membrane
Molecular function (GO): transmembrane signaling receptor activity
Source: RefSeq, a predicted model, not a curated record
GAAGCUGUUUAAACUCAGCGCAGCCUGCCAGCGGGUAUGUUCGCUGCUGUGAAUUCUUUGAAGAUGCUCCGCGCUUUACAUUUUUAAUUAAAACGUCCUCUCAGUGCUUUUAAGGCCGAUGCCACUUGUAAUGGUUUUGGAUAAUGGAAGCGGACGACGUGUCGAUAAGAGAGCAACUUUUCCACAACCGCGUCCGGGAGACAAUAAUCUGUGUGCUCCUGUUCACGUGCCUUUACAUGGUGUGCUACCUCGUUCUCACUCACUUCAAGAAGACGGCCGAGUUUGUCACAGAUGAUAUUGAAGAUGCAACUGUCAAUAAAAUUGCAUUGUGGUUGUGCACAUUCACCCUGUCCGUCUCAGUGAGUGCUGUGCUGCUUCUCCCCAUCUCCAUUCUGUCCAACGAGGUGCUUCUCAUGUUCCCACACAGCUACUACAUGCAGUGGCUCAACGGCUCUCUCAUCCAUGGCUUGUGGAAUCUAGUUUUUCUCUUCUCCAAUUUGUCCCUGGUCUUCCUCAUGCCUUUUGCCUAUUUCUUCACUGAGUCUGAGGGAUUUGCAGGAUCCAGAAAGGGAGUAAUGGCCCGAGUGUAUGAAGCAGUGGUGCUGUUGCUGCUGCUAGCUCUGCUUGUGCUAGGCAUUGUGUGGGUGGCAUCAGCCUUCCUCCAUGACAACGCCGCCCGCAAGAGCCUCUACGACCUGUGGGACUGUUACCUUCCAUAUCUGUACUCGGGCAUCUCUUUGUUUGGAGUGCUGCUGCUUCUAUUGUGCACGCCUUUUGGGUUGUCUCGAAUGUUCAGUGUGACUGGGAGCCUGCUGGUCAAACCGCGGCUGCUGGAGGACGUUGAAGAUACACUCAGCUGCACCACAUUUGAGGAAGACUCUCUCUACAGGAAACUCAGCUGCUCCAGUGCGUCAGUUUGGGUCAAUCUGAACAUGGAGGCUAUGAGAAAAGAGUACGAAAGAGUCAGGAACAAUCGCGUUGCUCUGGAGAUGCGCAGGAAAGCGUCUCCAUGGCAGCGAAACCUGGGCUAUCCGCUGGUGAUGCUUGUGCUCCUUUCACUGACGGUGAUGUGCGUACUCAUGGUCUGCUUUAAUGUGCUGGAGCUGCUGCUGGAUGAGACGGCGAUGCCCAGAGGAAUGGAGGACCCUCACCUGGGAAUGGCCUCCUUCUCCAUGUUUGGCUCACUGGGUGCUGCAGUUCAAGUAGUCCUUAUCCUCUACUUGAUGCUGUCCUCAGUGGUGGGGUUCUAUAGCUCCUCUCUGUUCUGUGGCCUCCUGCCUCGUGCAAAGGACACCAACCUCACACAGAUCAUUGCAAACUGUGUGUCACUACUGAUCCUCAGCUCUGCACUGCCGGUUUUUUCACGCACACUUGGGAUCACACGCUUUGACCUACUGGGAGACUUUGGUCGCUACAACUGGCUUGGAAACUUCUACACAGUCUUCCUUUACAACAUGCUGUUUGCUUUUCUCACUUCUGCGUCGCUUAUAAAGACGGUUACCUGGGCCGUCCAGAGGGAGCUCAUCAGAGCCUUUGGACUCCACAGACUACCCAUAACUGUGUCACGCUCUGCCAUCCCCUUCAGACUCCUCCUGGCCAGUGGGCUCUCUAAAAUCCAGUGACCUUUUCAUCUCUAUUGCUGGUUUUUCAAACCAUCAAAAUGAAACCGAGGCCUUCCAAGUGUUCCCCCUUCUCCUUGGAACAAAGACGGUACUGAAUCAGUCUGAAGAUGGCCGGCCGCAAAUAUGGAUCCAAGAUUAAGAUGCCUGCAAGGAUCAGUGCGAGUGUUCAGCUGAGUCAUGUUUAUGACUAACCAAGAGAGGAAAAAAGACUAAAGCCAUAUUGGCAGUCCUGCCAUCCUGAGCAAUAAACAUCAGCUGAGUUAUUUUUGACAUGUCAUUCACGUUAUGGCCGUGUCGUCCUUCUGUAGUACCUUUAGGGUCCCUGGAAAACUGAGGUUGUACCACUGUUUUAAGAUUGGGAAUAUUUUACUUUAAGGUUUAUUUUAUACCAAAGUUUUAUAUUUGAUAUGUAAAUGGGAAGAAAUGGGACACGACACCAUCGGCUGUUUUUGGAUCUGGAGGUCAUACAGGGAAUUAAGAGGCCCACUUCAGCUGAAUGAGUGGAUUUUCCUUGAGAAAUAAUAUGUGGGUUAAAAAUAACAAAGUGUUUUUAAUGUGAUGAGUGAUUGAAAUAUAUAUAUAUAUAUAUAUAUAUAUAUAUAUAUAUAUAUAUAUAUAUAUAUAUAUAUAUAUUUGUCUGAACUUUUUAACAUGUCUCCCUCAUCAGGAGGAAACUCUGCCUUAACUAUUGAAACUGUGACUCUUUAUGAACUUUAGUGGGACUGUGCAAUAUUUUGAUACUGUAAAAGCACACGUUUUGUAUUUUUACCAUAAGUCAUUUCAGAAUUUUCUCUUCGUUUAGUUUUUAUUCCUAGGUUGCACGUGAGUUUGUGUGCUUGAGAUUAUGUCUUUCUUUUUAAAUCAAAUGCCAAAUGUGACUGUCGGCCCUUCCGGCUUUUACCAAGUGUUCAUUCAUCCUGUCAUAAAUUCCAUAAUAUCAGCAUUAUCUCAUCAUCUACUGUGUGUGGAGGUGAUCUUAUGUUUAAGCUGCUGUAUCAGCAGGUUGGCUGGUAGUUUGACCAGCAGGGGGCAGUGCAUCUUAAAUUCAACAUGAGCCUUUUGUGUUGAGUAGUUUUUACUCUGCGCUUCAUUUCUAUGGAAGCAAGUUUACCCAUUGAUUUGUUCUUUCUGGCUUUUAGAACAGGGAUUUUGUAAUGUUUUCAUUUUUGGGGCAUUUUGGGAUCUGUUUGCUCAUCCUUUUAAAAAUUUGUGAAUCUUCUGACAAAUGUGUUAUGUUUUCCUGAAAGAUAAAGUAGUUCACUUUUUUAAAAAGUGGCAUUUUCUCAAGUUGUUUACUGUUUUCAGCGUUAAGUAGAAAACAAUAAAAAAAAAUAAGUUAAAGGUGUGA